AUGAAGGAGCAUGUCGCCACUAAGACAACGCAGGCUGAGCUGGGCGUUGUGGGACUUGCACUUGAAGACACAACACAUAAAUACUUUGAAUGUAGCAUCGUGGACGAUGAAGCGGGGAAGCUGAUGUCGGAAAGUUCUAGUGAACAGGAAAAUUGGCGGAUGGAUAAUGAAAGUGAUGAUAGUGAUGAACUUGGUAUAUCGGUUGUACAUAUCAGAGCCGAAGAACAGUCCUCUGCCCUGAAGUUAAAUGAAGUUAGAGAAGAAAACGUCAGCAUAGACUCGUAUGACGUACCAAUACAUCCAAAUGAGAGCUGCAAGGUGCAUGCAAAGCUAUUGGGCUCAAAUCUUGAUAUCAUGCCAGACUUCGAUACUGAGCGAUUAACUUCGACUUCCUAUAUUGCGCACUCGCCUUUAAGUGUGGACAAAUGCAGCUUUAGAAGUAGCAUAAGACAAUCCUUAAUAACCACAACAGAUGAUGGAGUCAACAAUGUUGAGGAAAGAAAAGCACAUUCAGAACCAUUGUCGAGCUGCAGCCAACUCAAGGAUCAUAGUGGCGUAGUAGAGAGUAUUAAAUACGCUAACCAAGCUGGUGUAGCCCUCUCAAAAAUGGAUGCCAAUAUGUCUGGCCUGGAAAAGAGUGGAAUAGUCUGUGUUGAGUCUAGCAUACUGGAUUUUUCUGUACCAUGCGAAGCAGGCAAUGCUUUCAAUGUAGUCGACAGUGAUGAUUGUCUUGAUAUAGAUUUUCCUGACAUAUUGUUAACUGAUGACCAUGUUGUGAAAGGAACGUCUCUUAACUCUGACCGAAGUACUUUGGCCGAAUGUGGCAUGAAUAACAAAAUGGUGAAUUUAGCGUGCAUCGAUCAAACUAGAAACGAAAACACUGAGCGCUUGCAAGUUGAUCCAAGUCACAAUGUGAAGCAUUUAGAUGCUGCAGGCAUUCAAACAGCCAAUAAAUUUGAAAAUCCGACUAGUGUUUCGAACAAUGCGGUGUUAGCAGUUCGAACACAAACAACUUCGUUUAUUGUACCAUUGCUAUCUAGCGAGGAUAAUCACGAACGAGAAAGCAAAUGCCCAAUUCCCAAUGAGUCUUUGUCGAGCCUCACAGAUAAAAGCCAUGGCAGCGAUUCUCAAUGCAUAGUGAAAAUUAGACAAGAAUGUAUACAUCCUUCAGUGUUGGACAGUGUUGUCGACGAUUUUCAUGCUAAUCGCGACGCAGAAGUAUCUUUCAAGCCAUGUAAUUUAUUUGACGCAAACAGACAAUCUGACCAAAGUGACGAUGCACAUCGAAAAGCUUUAAGCUCGAUCACAAUUCCAAAAGGAGAGGUGUUUGAGGAGCAGCUUCGAGCAGCAAAGAGCUCGAUAUAUGCGAAAUCAAUUUCAGUGGACGAAAGCCAAAUAGGUGACCACGUGGAUGUAUCAGCUAUGUCACUUCGGAUGAAAGGCGAUAAAAUCUUAGACAAGAAAGAUACAAUGAAUGCACCCGCUUAUAGGUCGUCCUUUUCAUUAAGUCUGAGUCGAUUAGGCAAAGACGAUUGUCGUCUUAAGUCUGAAGAGGUAGAAUCAGAUGACACCGAACGGCUGCUUUCGGGUCAAAGUACAGUCAGCUUGCAACAAAGUGGACAAUCUGGUCAGAUUAUUAUACUCAAUACUGAAGAGGAUGACGAUCAGUCUGGUGGAGAUUAUUCACAAACACAAAGUGAUGACGAUGGUGACGAGUUAGCUGAAAAUUUAAGUCGAACUCGUGAGUUCAAUGAGGUCUGUGGUGCAUCAGCUACUGCAGAAGAGAAUAUAGUUUAUGCAAUGGUACAGACGGAAAACACAUCUCUGAAUGUGGAAAGGAAAACACUUACGAACGAAGACACUGCAUCAUACGAGUCUUUGAUGACAACAAGGGAAAUUGCAUUCACGCUUUCGGAUGAUAAAGGUAUUGACAACAUGAAAACAAAGAAGCGUUUCGAGAAUACUGCGCUGAUAAAUUCGAUAAUAUCCUUCGACCAAGAUUCUUUGGCCAAAUAUGUAAAGAAAUCUAAUUCAGAGCUCUCAGCUGCGCAUGUCACGAGUGAUGAGCAAAUUGACGAAAAAGAUGUAGAAUAUGAUUCAGCUCUAGGGCUGAAAAUUUAUCAACGUGAGCGACUUGAUACAUGCGACUCACUGGAAGAGCUAAGUCAAAUAGAGUGCGAUACUGUAGCAAAAGGCGUUCACACAUACGAUAUACAAAAAGGACCCUCAUCAAACAUAGCAAGUGAAGAAUCAUUCCAGAAAUCUGAGUCUAGUACAGAAAGUGAUUUCUUGACAAAUGCACUUGAUGACGAUUUAGUGAGAAGGCCUUCAACAAAACGAAAUAGGCGAAAAAGCGAGGAUAGUGAAUGCAGCGCUUUUAACGAGUCAACGCCAGUGAUUACGAGAUUGCAUGAAGAGGAAAUUGGCAGCAUUGAUGGUGAACACGAAUGUGAUGAUAUUUCGGAGUCAGACAGCGAUGAUGACUCCAGUGAUGCCGACUGUAGUGUAGAAGCUACUGAUCGAACCCGUCGACUGACAUUCGACUCAUACAUGCAAUUAGACCGAGAUGACAACAAAAUUGAAAGUUUUGAUGCAGAACUCCCCAAGCAACUGCUCGAACAUCCAGUUGAUAAGUGGUCUGUUGAAAAUCUUAGAGUAGCAGAACAAUCGAAAACUACGGAGAUAAACGAAGACAAAGAAGUCAAUAACUCGAACACUCUGAUGGAAGACGUCGAGAUCUUAGAAGCGAAAAAGACGAUAAAAAUGCAAGCACAUGUACAGAUAUCCUCUGCGGAUUUAAAUCGAUUUGGCAUGGAUGCUCCUUAUCGAGAUUUCGGAGAUGAUGCUGAAAUGGAUGAGAUCGAAUUGCUGCUUUUAAACCAGAGUUCGUAUACUGUGCAACACAGUUACCAAGGGCCUCGUCAAAUCAAUAAACUCAGCGGUAUGGAUGAUAACAACAUAUCCGAAAAAAAUUCGCCGCUAUCACAUAGCGAUGAAGAUCAAGAUGAUGAUUUCGGUGAAUCUUCAUAUGAAGAAGACAAGGUUGGCAACUCGAGUGCUGUGCUGGUCGAUGGUAAGUCGACUCAGAACGAGCAUUCACCAGGAGGGGAGGAGAGAGCAUACGUAACUCGACGUAAAGACGACGCAGCAUUUCGUCAAUCUUUGAUGACAGUGAAGACGACUGUAUUGGCAAAUAAAGAUGACGAUACUUCUUUGAUAGAAGUAUCGGCUGCUAGCUCUGACGAGAUCGAAUCACAGCAUAGUUUUGAAGAUAGGGCUCAAGAAAGCUUGCCAGAUAGCUCUCACCGCGGUUUUAAAAAGGACAACUCGUGGGAACAAACAGCGAUUGUUACGAGCGAUUACGAUGACGAAGUGAACUUAGCGAAUGAUUUAGCAACGAAGACAGCGAGUGCUGGUUUAAAACAGGUUGAUGCUGGUGGCUCGUUGAGAGGUUUUAAUCAUACAAAACAUGUAAUGGAGGUGAAUGGUGUGGAAAGGUUUGUAUUAGAAGCUUAUUCGUCCCGCUUGGCAAGUGGACUAUUACGGAAUUCCUCACCUGAUGAAUAUGUAGCAAGUUCUGAAAACGAAUUACCAACGAAUUCAGAGCAUUCACCCGAUGAUAGAAAACUGUCAGUUAGAGAUGACGAAGAAAGCGCUUUAGAAGAGUCAGUAUCAACUUUUGUGAAAAUUCAUGCGGCAGAGGAUAAAGUUGGUAGCGAUUGGCUCGUGUAUGACGAUUCUUUUCCAUCCGACAAAGACAGCAACCAUUGUGACGAUGCUGAUCAGUUAGAUCUACUGAAAGAUUUGUUUGAAACAAACAUUGUAUUAGAUAGUGACGACGAAGCAGAGGUACCUAAACAUUCAAGUGAAAGCCAGAUAGAAGAGGAGGAUGAGUGGUCCGAAGAAUGUCUUGGAGCUGUCGAAAGAUCAAUUGAUCCCGAGUUGAUACUGAACAAGGCUUUUGACAACGUCGAGUGUACCCUUGCACCGGCGACACUCCGGAUGGAGGACGAGGAAAGUCCAGACGACGAGGAGACAGCAAGUGUGCAAGCUCAACAAUCGUCAGUUCCAGCAACGUUGAGUCGAUUGAACACCCGUCGUUUGAGUUUUGAAGAAGACGAAAUGGAUGAGAUUGAGCGACUGCUUCUAGAUCAAAGUGCGUCUAUGUUUCAGCAGCGAGAUCAAUGGCCGAGUCGAUUUAUUGAACCUGGUACUGAGAAUAUUCAUUUUGGGUUAAAAAAAUCUUCUCUUAAGUCACGAGACGAUAAUGUUGAAAUUGAUGAAUCUGAAGAAGAUCCUAUUCCAAUUUGUGGAUUUGACGCUCCCAAAGAUUUGUCGAUUUAUUCUCGCGAAGAUAAUUCGAGUGCCGCCGUGAUAUCGCACUGCGCUGUCAAAGCUUCAAUCGGAUCCAAAUUUCAAAAGUCCAAGCCACUUGUCAGGUCUGAUACCGAGAAUAGCGAGGAAAAAAGCUUAAGUUCUGAUCAACUUCAAAUGCACGAGUCAAUUGAGCUAUUUGAAUCGCUUCACAAAUCGCGCAAUAUUGACGAGUUUGGCGAAACAUUUACUCGCCUUCAAUCUUGUGAAGAGGAUGAGGUUGGUGAGUGGCCGAAUCGCUUUAGAAUUUCUGAUGGCGGCGAUUCUGAAGAGUCUAUCGAGAAGAAUAAAAAUCCGCCUAGGGGACUCUACUUACGAGAGAUCGAGCAGUCUGCAAGUCCUCAACUCUCAACUGACAAUGCGAUGAUUACCCAGGAACGAUCAAUGAACACAUCAACAACCAGUCAAGACAGCGUUAAUGAAGUAGAGCAUGAUUAUACUGAAGACUCGUUUGAUCUUGAUGAUUCAAUGGAGGAUGAAGACGAUUAA
Molecule: messenger RNA, 4863 nt
Organism: Plasmopara halstedii
Lineage: Eukaryota; Oomycota; Peronosporomycetes; Peronosporales; Peronosporaceae
Exons: 1
Coding region: 1-4863 (1620 amino acids)
Source: RefSeq, a predicted model, not a curated record